Haemorhous mexicanus (house finch) is the source of this 1679-nucleotide messenger RNA. It is a transcript of the gene PIPOX, whose product is annotated as pipecolic acid and sarcosine oxidase. The transcript has 8 exons. The record is from RefSeq and is a predicted model, not a curated record. Gene Ontology annotation, cellular component: peroxisome. Gene Ontology annotation, molecular function: sarcosine oxidase activity; flavin adenine dinucleotide binding; L-pipecolate oxidase activity. Bases 29 to 1207 code for a protein of 392 amino acids. Lineage: Eukaryota; Metazoa; Chordata; Aves; Passeriformes; Fringillidae.
ACAGAGAGCAGCAGGGACGAGGACGGCCAUGGCUGCCCCAAGCCAGCCCCAGAAAUCCACCUACGAUGUCAUUGUCAUCGGGGCCGGCAUUCAGGGCUCCUUCACUGCCUUCCACCUGGCCCAGCGCCACAAGGACACUCUGCUGCUGGAGCAGUUCCUCCUGCCCCACUCUCGGGGCAGCUCUCACGGGCAGAGCCGCAUCAUCCGCAGCGCCUACCCCCAGGAGUACUACUCCCGCAUGAUGCCCGACUGCUUCCGCCUCUGGCAGCAGCUGGAGGCCGAGACCGGCACCAGCCUCUACAGGCAGACCGGACUGGUGAUGCUGGGGCCGCCGGGAGAGCCGGAGCUGGAGGCCUGCAGGAGGAACCUGGGUGUUGACGAAGUCCUUGACGCAGCGGCGCUGUCCCGGCGCUUCCCGGGCUUCCGGCUGCAAGCCGGGCAGGUGGCCGUGCUGGACAGCACCGCCGGGGUGCUCUUCGCUGACCGGGCACUGCGGGCAGUGCAGGAGGUUUUUCGCCGACAUGGAGGAACCCUGCGGGACGGGGAGAAGGUGCUGAGCAUCCAGCCUGGGGCCACGGUCACUGUCACCACCACUGCUGGGGUGUACAAAGCCCCCCGGCUCAUCAUCACCACCGGAGCCUGGACUGGUGCCUUUGUGGAACAGCUGGGUCUCCGCCUGCCACUGCAGCCCCUGCGCAUCAAUGUCUGCUACUGGAGGGAGAAGCAGCCUGGGAGUGCUGGCUUGGGCAGUGUCAGCCCCUGCUUCUUGACCCUGGGGCUGAGCCAAGCCCCCCACGGCAUCUACGGGCUGCCCUCCAUUGAGUACCCAGGUCUGAUGAAGGUGUGCCACCACCAUGGCAGCCCCACAGACCCAGAGAAGCGGGAUCAGGUCCCCUCGAGUGCCCCCCGCCCUGACAUCGCCGUUCUGAGCAGCUUCAUCAGCAGCUAUCUGCCCGGGCUGGAGACCCAGCCAGCAGUGAUGGAGACCUGCCUCUACACGAACACUCCAGAUGAAGAUUUUAUCCUGGAUCGGCACCCCAAGUUCAGCAACAUCGUCAUUGGUGCCGGCUUCUCAGGCCAUGGGUUCAAGCUGGCGCCAGUGGUGGGGAAGUUGCUGUGUGAGCUGAGCCUGGGCGAGGAGCCAUCCUACAACAUGGCCCACUUUGCCAUCACUCGUUUCCCCGGUGUGCUUGGGGCUGCACAGUAGGUGUGGGGCUCCAGAAGUGCCCCCAUGGCAUCUCACUGGCCUGCAGCUGUGUCCCUGCAUCUCCCAGUGUCCUCACACCCAGUACACCUCCAUCUCCAUGUAUCUCCAUCUCCCUGCACCCUGGGGACUCCCAACAUGCUGCAUACCUCCAACCCCACACCCCAGAUACCCUGCAUUGCCACGUCCCCAUAUUCCACCAUCCCAGCACCUCUGCAUCCUUGCUUCCCCACACCCCUGCAUCCUGGUACCCUGCCUCCCCGCCUCACAGCAUCCCAGCAUCCCCCAUGCCACGCCGUGCCAAACCAUCUCUACCAAGCACCCACUCCUGGGGAACAAAUUAAGAAGCUUUGUCAGCCUCAUGAAGAUGGAGCAGGAGCAGCGCGGAGAGACACACUCGCUUAGGAGUCAAGUUAAAUGUUUUAAUGUUAAAUGUGCCAUUUUAUUAUCAUUAGAUCGCUCCCACUUAAUGAAA